Messenger RNA from Hippocampus comes (tiger tail seahorse), 924 nucleotides. RefSeq names its product glutathione S-transferase omega-1. Gene Ontology annotation, molecular function: glutathione transferase activity; glutathione dehydrogenase (ascorbate) activity. NCBI's taxonomy places the organism in Eukaryota, Metazoa, Chordata, Actinopteri, Syngnathiformes, Syngnathidae. Gene Ontology annotation, cellular component: cytoplasm. Gene Ontology annotation, biological process: glutathione metabolic process. The coding region runs from base 83 to 802 and encodes 239 amino acids. The transcript is spliced from 6 exons. The record is from RefSeq and is a predicted model, not a curated record.
UCACCCCUCGUCGUUUUUACUCCUCCCUGCAAGUCGUCUGUGUAGAAAAUCCUUCAGUGAGCCGACUCUUUUAAUUGUAAAAAUGGCAAGUGCCAAGUGCGUCGCUAAAGGGUGUGCUGCGCCCGGACCCGUGCCAGCCGGCUCCAUCAGACUAUACAGCAUGAGGUUCUGCCCUUUUGCUCAGAGGACCCGACUGGUGCUGAAUGGAAAAGACAUCAAGCAUGAUAUUGUCAACAUCAACCUGAGAGACAAACCCGAUUGGUUCCUGGAGAAAAAUCCUUUGGGCCAAGUGCCCACACUGGAGACGUCGGCGGGGGAGGUCAUUUACGAGUCUCCCAUCACCUGCGAGUACCUGGACGAGAUGUAUCCUGAGAAGAAGCUGCUUCCCGAAAAACCAUUUGGAAAAGCCGAGCACAAGAUGUUACUGGAGAAAUUUUCCAAGUUAACACCAUUAACCUACAAGAUUCCAAUGGGCAGACUGAAAGGCGAGGAUGUCUCCGGACUUCAUACGGAACUGACGCAGAAGUUCCGAGAAUUAAACGAGCACCUGGCAAAGAAGAAGACAAAGUUCUUUGGUGGAGAUUCCGUCAACAUGACCGAUUACAUGAUAUGGCCGUGGUUUGAGAGGCUGGAGCCCCUCGAGUUGAAGGACUGCUUGGACGAUGCGCCUGAGUUGAGGAACUGGGUGAAGCUCAUGUACGAAGACCCCGUCGUCAAAGUUAGCGGGCACAGUGUGGACGUCUACAAGGCCUUCUACAAGACCUACCUGGAGGGCAAACCCAAUUUUGACUACGGCCUGUAGAGUUGAGACAACGCUGAACCGCGCCUUGAUCUGUCCUUUUUUUUUUUUUUUUUUUAAAUAAUUUUGGUUAUUAUUCAAGUGCUAAGUCACACACAUUGCCGAAUAAAACCUGUUCGACUCUC